AUGGUUGGCGGGGAAAACAUCAUGGUUGGCGGGGAAACAUCAUGGUUGGAGGGGAAACAUCAUGGUUGGCGGGGAAACAUCAUGGCUGGCAGGGAAACAUCAAGGUUGGCGGGGAAACAUCAGGUUGGUGGGGAAAACAUCAUGGUUGGCGGGGAAACAUCAUGGUUGGCGGGGGAAAACAUCAUGGUUGGCGGGGAAACAUCAUGGUUGGCAGGGAAACAUCAUGGUUGGCGGGGAAACAUCAUGGUUGGCGGGAGAAAACAUCAUGGUUGGCGGGGAAACAUCAUGGUUGGCGGGGAAACAUCAUGGUUGGCGGGGAAACAUCAUGGCUGGCGGGAGAAAACAUCAUUGUUGGCGGGGAAACAUCAUGGUUGGCGGGGAAACAUCAUGGUUGGCGGGGAAACAUCAUGGUUGGCGGGGGAAAACAUCAUGGUUGGCGGGGAAACAUCAUGGUUGGCGGGAGAAAACAUCAUGGUUGGCGGGGAAACAUCAUGGUUGGCGGGGAAACAUCAUGGUUGGCGGGGAAACAUCACGGUUGGCGGGGAAACAUCACGGUUGACUGGGAAAAACAUCACGGUUGGCGGGGGAAAACAUCACGGUUGGUGGGGAAAAACAUCAAGGUUGGCAAGGAAAACAUCAAGGUUGGUGGGGGAAAACAUCAAGGUUGGCGGGGGAAAACAUCAAGGUUGGCGGGGGAAAACAUCACGGUUGGCGGGGAAAACAUCAAGGUUGGCGGGGAAAACAUCACGGUUGGUGGGGGAAAACAUCAAGGUUGGCGGGGGAAAACACCAAGGUUGGCGGGGAAAACAUCAAGGUUGGCGGGGGAAAACAUCAAAGUUGCCGGGGAAAACAUCAAAGUUGGCGGGGGAAAACAUCAAGGUUGGCGGGAAAAACAUCAAAGUUGGCGGGGAAAACAUCAUGCUUAGCGGGGAAACAUCGUGCUUAGCGGGAAAACAUCAAAGUUGGCGGGGAAAACAUCAAGGUUGGCGGGGGAAACAUCAAGGUUGGCGGGGAAAAACAUCACGGUUGGCGGGGGAAAACAUCACGAUUGGUGGUGAAAAACCUCAAG
This is a messenger RNA of Procambarus clarkii (red swamp crayfish), 1069 nucleotides long. NCBI's taxonomy places the organism in Eukaryota, Metazoa, Arthropoda, Malacostraca, Decapoda, Cambaridae. The record is from RefSeq and is a predicted model, not a curated record.